Molecule: messenger RNA, 2037 nt
Organism: Gekko japonicus
Lineage: Eukaryota; Metazoa; Chordata; Lepidosauria; Squamata; Gekkonidae
Product: cytoplasmic dynein 2 heavy chain 1-like
Exons: 16
Biological process (GO): microtubule-based movement
Cellular component (GO): dynein complex
Molecular function (GO): dynein light intermediate chain binding; minus-end-directed microtubule motor activity; dynein intermediate chain binding
Source: RefSeq, a predicted model, not a curated record
AUCUCUCUCCCUACCUUGUACCAAACAGUGUGCUUUCAAGAUGAAGCACUGUGGCAACCUUUCUCACGGAGCUCAAUGUGUGAACAAGAUUUUCCAUCCAUUAUCGCAAACAGAAUUUCUCUAUUUCAGCAGGUCCUUGUGGUCCAAGCUGUCAGGCCAGACAGACUACAGAGUGCAAUGGCUCUUUUUGCCUGUAAAGCUCUGGGGAUAAAAGAGUUGUCACCUCCACCGCUGAAUUUGAAACGUCUGUACAAGGAAACCUUAGAAAUUGAACCCAUCCUGAUUAUUAUUUCCCCUGGUGCUGAUCCUUCUCAAGAACUGCAAGAACUUGCAAGUGCUGAAAGAAGUGGGGAAUGCUACCAUCAGGUUGCCAUGGGCCAGGGCCAAGCUGACCUAGCUGUACAAACUCUCAAAGAAUGUGCCCGAAACGGAGAAUGGCUUUGCUUAAAGAACUUACAUCUUGUGGUGUCAUGGCUUCCUAUCCUGGAAAAGGAAUUGAACAGUCUUCAGCCCCAGCCUGGUUUUCGUCUUUGGCUGACUGCCGAAGUCCAUCCUAAGUUUUCUCCCAUUUUGCUGCAGUCAAGUCUGAAGAUAACGUACGAGGCACCUCCGGGACUGAAAAAGAACUUAAUGCGAACAUAUGAAUCUUGGACUCCAGAGCAAAUCAGCAAAAAGGGCACUGUAACUCGAGCCCAUGCUUUCUUUAGCCUGGCUUGGUUUCAUGCUGCAUGUCAGGAAAGAAGGAAUUAUAUCCCUCAGGGCUGGACCAAAUUUUAUGAAUUUUCUUUAUCUGAUCUUCGUGCAGGGUAUGACAUUAUUGACAAACUCUUUGAUGGUCCCAAAGACUUUCAGUGGGAAUUCGUGCAUGGUUUAUUGGAAAAUGCUAUAUAUGGAGGUCGUAUAGAUAAUUACUUUGAUAUGCGGGUUCUUCGAUCCUACCUGGAACAGUUUUUUAAUUCUAGAGUCAUUGCUGACUCAAAUUUCCGGACCAAGAAGAUGAGCAGAUUUCCAUAUUCCAUCUCUCUACCUAACUCCUGCAAUAUAUCGGAUUACCGUCAAGUUAUCGAAAGCCUUCCAGAAGAUGAUAAACCUGAUUUCUUUGGCCUGCCCGCCAACAUUGCACGCUCAUCUCAACGAAUGAUUAGUUCCCUAGUAAUUUCACAACUUCGGAUUUUGAGCAGGUCUGUAACUGCUGGCUGCAAAUUCGACAGAGAUAUCUGGUCUAAUGAGCUUUCUCCAGUCCUCAAUCUGUGGAAGAAGCUUAAUCAGAAUUCCAGUCUGAUUCAUCAAAAGGUGUCUCCCCCUACCGAACGGCAAGGAUCCCCAAUUCUUUCAUUCAUUAUUCUGGAACAGUUCAAUGCCAUCCGCUUAGUUCAGAGUGUCCAUCAAUCCCUUGCUGCUCUCAGUAAAGUAAUCAGAGGUACCUCGCUGCUGAGUUCAGAAGUACAACAAUUAGCAAGUGCUUUAUUAAAUCAGAAGUGCCCCCUCGCUUGGCAGAGCAAGUGGGAAGGUCCAGAAGAUCCUUUACAAUAUCUCAGAGCUGUCGUUGCUCGAACGCUCGCUAUCCAGAACUGGGUUACUAAAGCAGAAAAGCAGACCUUGCUCUCAGAUAUCCUUGACCUCUCAGAACUGUUCCAUCCAGACACAUUUCUAAAUGCCUUGCGACAGGAGACUGCAAGGGUGAUGAACUGCUCAGUAGACAGUCUAAAAUUCACAGCAUCGUGGAAAGGUCAAAUACGAGAAGCAAAGCUCCAGGUUCAGAUCACUGGCCUUCAGCUGGAAGGCUGCAGUUUUGAUGGAAAUCGGCUUUCAGAAAACCAGCACGACUCCCCCAGCGUGUCAUCAGUGCUCCCUUGUUACAUGGCCUGGAUUCCACAGAAUGCUUACGGGCCCUAUUCCCCCGAGGAGUGUAUCUCUUUGCCCGUCUACACCAGUGCUGAGAGGGACUGCGUUGUGACUAACAUUGAUGUUCCGUGUGGAGGCAACCAAGACCAGUGGAUCCAAUGUGGAGCAGCUUUAUUUUUGAAAAACCAAUAA